Messenger RNA from Stegodyphus dumicola, 2575 nucleotides. Its product is annotated as neprilysin-2-like. Lineage: Eukaryota; Metazoa; Arthropoda; Arachnida; Araneae; Eresidae. Gene Ontology annotation, molecular function: metalloendopeptidase activity. Gene Ontology annotation, biological process: protein processing. Gene Ontology annotation, cellular component: plasma membrane. The record is from RefSeq and is a predicted model, not a curated record.
AUCAAAUUCGGUCCUUCAAUGAUUGAAUAAAUGAGUUCGCGGCAUACAUGCAACUCAAGGGUAAAAUCCCGGGUCUUACGUAAUUGCAUAGCUUUUCAUCCAUGUCGUCAGUUUUUAUGUAGUCUUCGUGUAUAAAAAUCCCUUUGCUCUCUAAGUGUUAAAAUCUCUUCAACAUCCUUAAGCUGUCAGGAAAGCAUAUUGUAAAUUCUCUAACUUGCUGUGAAUAGAAUCGUCUGCUUUCAAGAGGAGAGGAAUGGUCGCGAAAAUAAGUUUUCUUUACCAGCCGUUGGUGUCCAUUUGUCUUUUGCUAUAUAUCUGGCUGUUAGAAGAAGCAAAUCUAAUACUAGCCGUUUCUGCGUCCCCCAGCUCUGAUGUCUGCCAGACACCCAAAUGCUUCCAAGCAGCUACUGCCAUUGUGUCUAAUAUGGAUAAGACUUCGGAUCCUUGCGAGGACUUCUACCAGUUCACCUGUGGUAAUUGGUUGAAAAGAAAUGAAAUUUCUGAGGACGAAGAAUUCGUUUCCGUUGAUUCUAAAAUCGAAGCUGAACGUGACGACACUAUUAGAGUUCUAUUAGAAAAAGAGUUGACAGGAACGGAACCAGAUUUCAUUGUCAAGCUGAAAGCAUUGUACGACUCAUGCACGGAUAGCGAAAGGAGGGAAGUGGAGGGUAUCGAACCUCUGAAGAAAGCUCUGAAGAAACUAGGAGGUUGGCCGGUUGUGGAAGGAGGAAACUGGGAUGAAACCUCCUUUGACUGGAUGAAUACUACAUUUCGUCUGCGCGAGAUGGGCCAAAAUGACGACACUCUUGUAACCAUGUAUGUUAACGAGGACUUCAGGAACAACACGGUUAACAUCAUAGCAUUGCUCCAGCCCGAUUUAGGUAUACCAGCUAAUGAAUAUCUGCUAGGUUUAACAAAUGAUAACAUCGCAGAUAUUUACUUCAGAUUGAUGGUUGCAGCAGCUAACUGGAUGGGUGCAAACCAAAGUACCUCGGAACAAGAACUUCGGGAGGCUUUCAAUUUUCAAAUCAUGCUUGCUAACUUCAGUGUACAGGAACCAAUGCGGAACCGCAGUGAUAUGUACACCACCGUUGAGCAAUUGAUGACUGAUGCACCACAGAUUGACUGGCUUCGGUUUUUCAAUGGACUACUAGAUAACGGAAUCAGUGAAAAUGCUACCUUGAUGAAUUAUGCUCCAGAAUAUACCAUCAAGUUUGCUGAUUACAUCACAACGGUAAACAAAAGAGUGGUGGCUAACUAUAUGAUGUGGAGAGUUGUUCUAAAAUCUUUUCCCUAUUUAUCAUGUGUUUGGAAGUCUCUGCCUCAAGAAUACGUCUCAGCGAUCACAGGGCAAGUGAAAGACAAGCCACUCUGGAAAAGUUGCAUUUCUACCCUAUUUAGCGAAAUGGGACUGGCCCUCAAUUCCUACUAUGUGCGAAAUUACUUCAAAGAAGAAAGCAAGGAUAUUGCCUCAGAGUUAGUUGAGUACGUUCGUCGUGAAUUCAAGAAUAUGUUAGAAAGUAAUGAGUGGAUGGAUGCAACGACUAAGGAAAAGGCAGUGGAAAAGGCAGCAGCCAUGGCAGCAUAUAUUGGAUAUCCAAAAGAACUUUUGAACGAUACUCUACUCUCUGCUUUAUAUACAGACUUACACAUGAGCAACGGGAGUUAUUAUGACAACACAAUGGAGUUGAACAGAAGAUCACAUAACAAGGAGACUUCAAGACUUUACAAAGCUAACGCAAAACCGGGUUGGACGAGUCACUCAGGUGCAGCUGAUAUUUAUUCCUGGUAUAACAUAAUGGAGAAUAGCAUAGGUUUUCCCGCAGGAGUUUUCCAGCUUCCCUACUUCGACAAGGAUCGACCUUACUACCUGAAUUUUGGAGGAAUCGGUUCCAAGAUUGGGCGAGAAAUUACUCAUGGAUUCGAUAAUGUUGGUUGGAAGUAUGAUAAGAACGGUAAUAAUGUGGACUGGUGGGAACCAGCAUCAAAUCAGAUUUUCGAACAGAAAGCCCAGUGUUUUAUUGAACAGUACUGUAACUACACUGUUGAGAACUGUGAUCUGCUAAACAGUGAUGCUGAAACAACAGCGUUAAGUGAAAAUAUAGCUGAUAACGGAGGUCUGAAAGCAGCUUAUCUGGCCUAUCAGUCAUGGACAAGAGUAAACGGAACAGAACCAUUGCUCCCAGGACUAAAUUUCACACAAAACCAGUUGUUUUGGAUCGGUGCAGCAAACAUAUUGUGCGAGAAAUCCAGACCAGAAUCUAUGAAGAUUUCUAGUUUGACUUUUCCACGUAUUCCAGGCCAGUUUAAAGUGAUAGGACCCAUGUCUAAUCUACCGCAAUUUGCCCAAGAUUUUCAGUGCUCAGAAGGUACAAGAAUGAAUCCAACAAACAAGUGCGAAGUUUGGUAGAAAAAUCAAGUGAAUAAAUUCAAAUUCCUGAAAAGAUUUUAUUGAUGUAACUUACUUUAGCUGUGAAAUGUGGCACAAUGAUACAUGUUCGCAUGUAGUACCCAUUACCAGUAAAGUCUGAAAUCCUUGUUCAACUGUAAACAAAAUAAAAUGUUUAAACUAUUA